CUUUGCUGCGUCUUAGAUUGCAAAUGACGAAGUCAAUAAUUGGCUCAGAACUUGUAGCUUUUUCUCAUCAAAGAUUGUUCAACGGUUUAGCGUUUCUGAAGUUAAAAAGUUUAAUCAAAGUUAUGACUAAGUUCAAAAAAGGGUUCUACAACAGGAUCGUUCACCAACGGGAAAAUGUGCCCAUAGUUUCAGCAGACGAUUUAUGAGAUUUAUGAGAUUACUUGCCCAAGGGAAACCAUACCCAUGUCAAAUUAUUACCUGUGUAUCAACUAUCUAUCAAACUACAAGGGUUGAAGCUGUUGAAAGGAAGAACAUCCACUAUCAAUUUAAGACGGUGAUUUGUUAAAGGUACUAAAAACGUAUCACCGAUUUUUCGAGAUUUAGCAUGAAAAUUUGUCUCUUUAUACGGAGCCUCUACGCGGUGAAUAAGUGAAGGAUCUUGUGUUUGAACCUCGUCAUCUCCAAAUAUAGCAAUUUCUCAAAAUGAAAAUCUAGUGCCUUUUUACGAUAUUAUUAAUGAUAGCUACAAUGCUAUAAAAAAUCUCAGUCUCAGUACUUUUUCAAGCUACUUGAACUUCAUAUUUUAGUGUUGCCUGAUUA
Pichia membranifaciens NRRL Y-2026 is the source of this 600-nucleotide messenger RNA. RefSeq lists its product as hypothetical. The transcript has a single exon. Bases 24 to 206 code for a protein of 60 amino acids. NCBI's taxonomy places the organism in Eukaryota, Fungi, Ascomycota, Pichiomycetes, Pichiales, Pichiaceae. The record is from RefSeq and is a predicted model, not a curated record.